GCGCCGGGGAUCGACCUGAUCCACGACCUCCGCCUGUUGGUGGAAGACCUCAGCGACUCGGUCGAUCUGCCCGCCGACGCCGUCGGCGAGCAGGUGCUCACCGUCGAGGACCUCGCCAAGCAGUUCAACGUUUCGACCAAGACGAUCGCCCGCUGGCGUGAGGCCGGCCUCGUGAGCCGUAGGCUGGUGUUCGACGGCCGGAAGCGCGUUGGCUUCUUGCGGAGCAGUGUCGAUCGGUUCGUCCGCGCCAAUCAGGAGCGGGUCGAGCGCGGCGCGCGGUUCCGCCAGCUCACCGUCGAAGAGCGGGCCGAGCUGAUCGACCACGCCCGCCGUCUGGCGGACGAGGGACACAGCCGUCCCGAGGCGAUCCGUCUGCUGGUGGACCGCACCGGCCGCACGGCGGACACCGUGCGGGCGACCCUGGCGACCCACGAGGAGAAAGAGGCGAUCUUUGCCGAGACCGGCGGUGUGCUGACCGACCGGCAGAAGGAGCAGAUCCUCGACGAGCACCGCAGCGGAAUCUCGGUCGAGAAGCUGAUGAAACGCUACGCCCGCUCGAAGACCACGAUCUAUCGCCUGGUGGCCGAGGCCCGUUAUGAGCGGAUCCAGCGGCUGCCGCUGGACUUCAUCGCCAACGACCGCUUCCGCCGUCGCGGCGCCGACGCGGCCUGCCUGGGCCCAAUGCCCGAGGCCGAGACGACCCCGCGGAAGGUCCGCCGCCCGAGCGACUUGCCGGCCUACUUGGCGAGCCUGUACGAGGUCCCGCUGCUCACCCGUGAGCAAGAGGCCCACCUGUUCCGCAAGUACAACUACCUCAAGUUCAAGGCCGCGCGGCUCCGCGACACGCUCAACGCCGAGCGUCCGCAGACGGCCGUGAUGGACGAGAUCGAGGACCUGUACGCCCAAGCGGUCGAGGUGAAGAACUACCUGUCGCGGGCCAACCUGCGGCUGGUGGUGUCGAUCGCCAAGAAGCGGAUGACCCCCAAUCAGAGCUUCUUCGAGCUGGUCAGCGACGGCAACGUCUCGCUGAUGAAGGCGAUCGAGAAGUUCGACUUCGCCCGUGGCAACAAGUUCAGCACGUACGCCACCUGGGCGAUCGUAAAGAACUACGCCCGGACGAUUCCCGGUGAAUACAAGCACCAGGACCGGUUCCGGACCAGCUACGACGAACUGUUCGACGCCACCGAAGAGCACCGGGCGAACCCCGUGCUGCGCGAGGCGGCUCAGGCCGACCGGGUGGAAAAGAUCCGCAAGAUCCUCCGCCGGCUGGACGACCGCGAGCAGCAGAUCGUGAUCCGCCGCUUCGGCCUCGACCACAACCGCGAGCCGCUGACGCUCAAGGAAGUGGGCGCCGAGAUGGGGGUCACCAAGGAGCGGGUCCGGCAGAUCGAAGCCCGGGCGUUGACGAAGCUGCGGAAAGCCGCAGCCGAGGAUCGGAUCGCGCUGGAGCUUUAG
Symbiodinium sp. CCMP2456 is the source of this 1455-nucleotide messenger RNA. The record is from the annotation of a GenBank genome assembly. NCBI's taxonomy places the organism in Eukaryota, Dinophyceae, Suessiales, Symbiodiniaceae.